Molecule: messenger RNA, 1497 nt
Organism: Parnassius apollo (apollo)
Lineage: Eukaryota; Metazoa; Arthropoda; Insecta; Lepidoptera; Papilionidae
Source: the annotation of a GenBank genome assembly
AUGUCAAGAACUACAAGAAAGAAAUUGAAAGACGAUGAUAUAGAAAAUAUGCUAAUGCGGUUAGAGGCUGGCGAAAUUUCAGAAGACGAUGCCGAAUCAGAUGAGGAUGACUUGGAUUUCUAUCCGUCUCGCAAAGAUCUACAAGCCGUACUCGAAGAUAAAGAAGUAAGUGAUGAAGAGGAAGUGCCUGAAACUGAAGAAUGCCCGGAUCCUCCCCUGGUUCAUGAAGAAAUCUAUCAACAAGCUUCGACUUCUCGGUCUAAUGUAUUUCCGCAAAUAAAUACACGAAAUUUGAUUUGGAAAAAACGCUCUUUGGAGUAUAAAGAGGAAUCAAUUGCUUUCUUGGGUAGUACAGAAUUAGGACCUGAACUAAUGAAACUAGAAACCCCACUGCAGUUCUUUUCACAGUACUUUUCAGAAGACUUGUUGAAAAAAAUUGUUGAAGAAACCAAUAAAUAUUCGACGCAGACCAAUAUUGAUCGCCCCGUUUUAGACGAAAUUAAAUCUAGAGCUGAACAAAAUAUAACAAUAGCACAAAACAUGGCUGAUCUCAACCUACUUACAUCCACUACUUCACAUAUAACUACAAUAUGUGAUAGUCCAGACAAACAGAUCUCUGAUAAUCUCCAAGAGAGACCUUUUCUGUGGGAUAAGACCGAAGACGUCUAUGAAGACAAAAACUUAAAGUUAGCAGCAUGGCGUGAAGUAUGUUUAAUACUGAAACCAAACUUCGAUGAACUGGAUGAAAAAGAAAGAAAACAGUACGGCAAACAGGUUUCAACUAAAUUGAAUAAUAUACGAGAUUCGUGGCUUAAGACAGUAAAGAAACAAAAAGAUGAGUCUAAAUCUACAUCUUCGGCCAAAAAGACACGAAAUUAUUUAUAUCACGAGCAAUUAAUGUUUUUGAUAAAAGUCUCCGAACCUCGACCACCACAUGAGUCAGUUUCAAAAAAAGCAAGAACCGAGACUGAAGUAGGCAUGGAAUCAGAUUUUCGUUCACCUUUAGUUAAAGAUAAAAGAAAAAUUGAUAAUAAAGAGGUAAAUAACAGGAUGGUAAAGUUUUUGGACUCCAGAAUAAACCCAGAAAAGGAAAACCAUCAUCUGUCUUUCUUCAAAGGCAUUAUACCAAUCUUGAACACUAUAACUAUCGAAGAGACUUUAGAAUUUCAAGCUAGCGUCAUGACAAUGUUGCAAAAAAUUAAAAGUAGGAAUUAUGAGAGACCAAAUUACGGACAUUGGCGUGAUUCAUAUUAUAAUCAGAUGACCGGACCAGAUCAGUAUUCUGGAUACUACACACAUAAUAGCGUCAAUCAACAGGCAACACCUACGCAUAUCAACACCACCCUGGAUUUUCUACGCAAUAAUAAUAGUCCAACAACAUCUAUACCAUCAACUUCAUCUCAGACAUCGAAUCCGAUUCCAGCUUCGCCAUCAGCAUCUAGUAAUCAUUCCAUACAUUCCCAAGUCUCAGAUUAUUUAGAUUUUGAAGGGAUUUAA